Striga hermonthica is the source of this 1872-nucleotide messenger RNA. Lineage: Eukaryota; Viridiplantae; Streptophyta; Magnoliopsida; Lamiales; Orobanchaceae. The record is from the annotation of a GenBank genome assembly.
AUGGAGAUGGUGAUCUCCGAUAUGGGGUUCGUUAGUGACCUAUUCAGGCAUCUUCGCAAAAGUUUUCAGGCAACUGCCGAGUCGAAUUCAAUUGGGGAGCAGGAGCGGGAUUUGAAUGCAGAUUUGCAGACUUGUAUCGAGACUUGCUUGCUGGAAACAGUGAAAGGGAUUGUUGAUGUGAGGCCGCUGUUUGAUAUGAUGGCAAUUACACUGGAGAAGCUCUCUCCAGUUAGAUUUGUUGCAAGGGCAGCCAUAGCUUCACUUAUUAUCCUAGCCCACGUGAUUUCCUUGGCUUCUGUAUCUUUCCAAGCACAGCAGGCGAGUGGCCUUUUGGAUAUUUUUGUGUUUCCCGAAGCUCUCUUCAUUCAACUCCUGAAAGUGUUGUCGCAUUCUGACGCCGAAAUACGAGUCGGAGGGCAUCAAAUAUUCUGUGUUCUCCUAAUCCCAACCUACGCUCAUGCGAAGACCGAUGCUUUCAAGAAUCCAAAGUUGCAUUCCAAAAAUGCUUCAACAUUUUCCUCAAUUACGGCCCUGCUUGAAAAGCUUCGUCUAGAAGUAUAUGGAACUAACGUGAAGCAUGCAAACGAAGAAGGCAAGCAUCAGCAGCCAAACAGAGCUGAGGAUGAGUGGAAGCACGGGAGGUCCCACAAGAGCUCCCCUAAUAUGCACAUAAUAAGCUCCAUUGUCGACAGGACUAUUGGGCCUUCUAUCCUGAAAGAGACUGAACAGAAUUUUUUGCAAUGCAAUGAGGAUCAAAUGUCACAGUUGCUUUCAGCCUUAUGGAUAGAAGUCAAUCUACCUGAUAACCUGCCUGCUAAUAUCGAAGCUAUUGCACAGUCAUUCUGUUUAGCACUUAUUUCUUGUCGGCUUAAGAGCUUGAAUGAUACUCUGAUACUCAGGUUUUUUCAGCUUCCCUUGUCGAUAAGAACGAUUGCCUUGGACUCCAAUCAUGGGUCUUCGCCUCCAGCUUAUCGGAGGUCACUUCUUGUACUAUCGACUGCAAUGAUAACGUUUGCUGCUAAGCUAUAUCAUAUUGCCGAGACUUGUAAUCUGCUCAACUUGUUGGUUGAUUCUGAUGUGGACCCACAUGUCGGCAUAAGUGACGACUUUCAAGUCUAUCUAAAGUCUCAAUCCGAAGUGAAAGAUUACGGCUCUGCGUCCGAUAACGAAGAGGCUUUGUUGACCCUGGUCAGUUUGCGAAGCAAGUCUCAAGAGUCUGAUAAAGUCGUGCUUUCCUUAUUAGUUGAAAGUUUGUCAACCAUUACAAAGUAUGAGUCGGAAGACAUUGCUAAGCAGCUAAUGGAGGGAUUUGUACCGGAUGAAGUUUUUAUGUUCGGCGCGCAAUCUAUAGUCGACAUGGAUCACUUCCAAAGGGCUGCACACUCUAAGGGAUCACAAUCUUUUGAUGGGGAGUUUUCGGCAAAUUCGUUAGUUGAAGAUGAUGCUAUGAGCAUAUCAUCAGUUGCUGAUAUAACUCGUUUCAUACCAAAGGUUCCUGCUUCUCCUUCUCCUUCAAUGUCCCAUAUUGUCAGCAUUGGCCAGCUGCUAGAAUCGGCACUUGAGGUUGCGGGACAAGUGGCGGGAUCAUCCGUGUCCACAUCACCACUUCCAUACAGCGCUAUCACGAACCAGUGUGAGACAUUUGGCACCGACUCCAGAAAGAAGCUUUCUAAUUGGCUGGCCCACGAUAAUAUCCCCUGCCCCAAAACUAACGGCCUCGUCUCUCCUUCAUUUUCCGCCACAGGAAUCGAAAAGACAUCCUGCGGCGGACCAGUUGUAGAGUCUGUGCCGCCGUCCACAAACACUUGGCUAGCUCUGAGGUUGCCACCAGCGAGCCCUUACGACAACUUUCUCAGAGCAGCUCGUGGUUAA